This is a messenger RNA of Psammomys obesus (fat sand rat), 5579 nucleotides long. It is a transcript of the gene Tent5a, whose product is annotated as terminal nucleotidyltransferase 5A. Lineage: Eukaryota; Metazoa; Chordata; Mammalia; Rodentia; Muridae. The transcript is spliced from 3 exons. The coding region runs from base 265 to 1623 and encodes 452 amino acids. Gene Ontology annotation, biological process: mRNA stabilization. The record is from RefSeq and is a predicted model, not a curated record. Gene Ontology annotation, molecular function: RNA binding; poly(A) RNA polymerase activity.
GACGCGAGCGCGCGGCGGCGGCGGCGGCGGCACCGGCGGCGUCCAGAGCCGCCACCUCCGAGACCACCGCAGCUGGGGGCGCGGGCGGGGCGCGGGCGAGGGGCGGGAACGCUCGGGGCUCGGCCGGGGGUCUGCGCGGAGAAGUCGCGGGCCGCGGACUCCCGCGGAGUGUGUCAGCCUCGCGGUUCCUCGCUCGCCUGCGCUCCUAGAAGGGGCGGCCGCCUCCAGGUGACACUUGACGGGACUCUCGCUUGCGCUUUCCAGAUGCAUCAGAGAUACUUUUGGACUGACCAAGGCCGAGUGGCGUUCGGCGGGCACUACAUGGCCGAGGGCGAAGGGUACUUUGCCAUGGCGGAGGACGAGCUGGCCGGCGGCCCCUUCAUCCCCCUGGGUGGCGACUUCGGCGGAGGCGGCGGCGGCGGCGGCGGUGGCAGCUAUGGGGACCGCUGCUCGGACUAUUGCGAAAGCCCCACGGCGCACUGUAACGUGCUCAACUGGGAGCAAGUGCAGCGGCUGGACGGCAUCCUGAGCGAGACCAUCCCGAUCCACGGGCGCGGUAACUUCCCCACGCUCGAGCUGCAGCCGAGCCUGAUCGUGAAGGUGGUGAGGAGGCGCCUGGAGGAAAAGGGCAUAGGUGUCCGCGACGUGCGCCUCAACGGCUCGGCCGCCAGCCACGUCCUGCACCAGGACAGUGGCCUGGGCUACAAGGACCUGGACCUCAUCUUCUGCACUGACCUGCGUGGGGAAGAGGAGUUUCAGACUGUGAAGGACGUCGUGCUGGAUUGCCUGUUAGACUUCUUGCCCGAAGGGGUGAACAAGGAGAAGAUCACACCGCUCACUCUCAAGGAAGCUUAUGUGCAGAAAAUGGUUAAAGUGUGCAAUGACUCUGACCGGUGGAGUCUGAUCUCCCUGUCAAACAACAGCGGCAAAAACGUGGAGCUGAAGUUUGUGGAUUCCCUCCGGAGGCAGUUCGAAUUCAGUGUAGAUUCCUUUCAGAUCAAGUUAGACUCUCUUCUCCUCUUUUACGAGUGUUCCGAGAACCCAAUGACGGAGACAUUUCACCCCACGAUAAUCGGCGAGAGCGUCUACGGUGAUUUCCACGAAGCCUUUGAUCACCUUUGCAACAAGAUCAUUGCCACCAGGAACCCAGAGGAAAUAAGAGGAGGAGGCCUGCUGAAGUACUGCAAUCUCCUGGUGAGGGGCUUCAGGCCUGCCUCCGAGGAGAUCAAGACCCUCCAGAGGUACAUGUGUUCCAGGUUUUUUAUUGACUUCUCAGACAUCGGGGAGCAGCAAAGAAAGCUGGAAUCCUACUUGCAGAACCACUUCGUGGGCUUGGAAGACCGCAAGUAUGACUAUCUCAUGACCCUUCACGGAGUGGUAAAUGAGAGUACGGUGUGCCUGAUGGGACAUGAGAGGAGGCAGACUUUAAACCUUAUCACCAUGCUGGCAAUCCGGGUGCUCGCUGACCAAAAUGUCAUCCCCAAUGUGGCUAAUGUCACCUGCUAUUACCAGCCGGCCCCCUAUGUUGCAGAUGCUAACUUUAGCAAUUACUACAUUGCGCAAGUUCAGCCAGUAUUCACAUGCCAGCAGCAGACAUACUCCACUUGGUUACCCUGCAAUUAAGAAUCCUUUAAAGAUGUCCUCUGGGGAGGCCAUUUUAGACAAGGUAGGAAAAAAAAAAAAGAAAAGAAAAAAGAAUAAAGAAAGAAAAGAAAAAUACAAAACAACAACAACCAAAAUGGAGUGACCCAGUCCUAAUUAGGGAUGUUUUCUGUGCAUUGAGGACAUGCUCCUGAUUUUUAGCUUGGCCAUGAUCAUGGAUCGUUCCAUUGGUAAGGGAGCAUGAUCUCAACUUUAGCCACUCACCCCCCUGUGGUCUCUACCCUAUUGGAUCAUAUCUUGGAACAAAAGAGGCCCAUUAGUAAAAAGCAGUCAGGUUCUCCCAAGAUAACAAGGGAAUUAAAAAAAAAAAAAAAGAAGAAGAAGAAUGCUUGAUUUUUGACAAUAUGGGUUGCAGCAACUACUCCCAUAGCUCUGCCACAGGGGAGGGGAAUGGUGAAAAGACUUUUAAGAUGGGCACUCACCGAGGAGAAAAGCCUUGCCUAUCAGUUGAGGAGGUCUGAAGGUAACAACAGAGGCAAGGGGGGUGGCUGGUGGGGAUUGCCAUUUGUCUUGCAGCAAGUGCUCUCUGGAAAGAUCCUGCUUUCCUCAGAGAAACAGCUCAGUCCAAACCAACAGGAGUAGGCUGAUGCUGUUCUCAUGACAAACAGCAGAACGUAACAGUGACACAACCCAUUAAUUCCAGCUUCCUGCAUAGCUCGCGUUUUUUUAAAAUGUGAAGACGCAAGCAACAAACAGCUAUAGCCAAGAAAAUAUGCUCAAGGACCAAAGAUUUAACAGAUAAAAAUUCCCAAGCAGAAGAGAUAGGCUAGGGUAUAUAAAGAGUUACUAUAUUUGUUACACACCAAUACACAUCAAAGUGCCUGUUGCUUUCAGCAGAUUUGAAGUGGAAAAGGUUAUUUUAUGGUUUAAUGAUUAUUUUAUCAGGGACUCAAGAAAAAAAAAUGAAACAAAGUAUAAGCUUGUGAAUGGUGGAGGAAAUGCCCUAUUUUUUUUUCUUGGCAAAUACCUAUAUAAAGUUGAUAUUGUUUGUUGUGAUGUUAUCCUAGGUAUGUGUCUAUGUUGUUUGUGUGUAUACACACACAUAUAGGUGAUAUGUGUAUAAACACACACACUUUGUCUGUGAUCUGAAAUAAUGUAUCAAAUAGGAACGCUUAAUUACAGUGCUUUUUAUGUUUUUGGUAGGAUCAUAGAAGAUAUGGGCAUAUUGCAAUGAUGACUUAAAACUUAUAUAAAAAUAAGACAAAUGGAGGGAAAUGAAUAAUAUAUUUGAUAGGAAAAGCAGAGAUUAUACAUUUUUAGUGAGUUUUUUUCUUCUUUUCAGUGGAAACUUCAAAUAUGGGAAAAUAUUUGCUAGAACACUUUUUAGUUGACCUGACCUGACAUUUUGACAGUCUGAACCCCUCCCCCUUAAAUAAGUAGAAUCACAUGCCUUCAAGGCAUAGAAGUUGUGGAUCAUGGAACAGAGAUAAUAUAAUUAAAUCCAUAACUGCUAAAAUAAAAACUUUCUGGAACCCGAACACUACUUCUUAAAUGAACAUACAAAUGAGUGCAUUCUGCAUUUUGGACCACUAGAAUUUAAUGAAUGUGAAAUGACCCUUUUUAAAGAGUAUUUGCACAACUACAUAAAGUUUAUAUAUAGGAUAUAUAUAUAUUAUAUACAUUUUAUAAAUUUAUCCAAUACGAAAGUUGUUUGAUCUGGUUGUCCCACUGCACAGAAAUAUUUAGUACUGUACCUUAAAUUAAAUCACUUUGCAUUUGUUCAAGUCCGACUUUGUUUUUCUUUUCCAAGAGACCAUUUUAUAUACUUUGGGACAUGAACUGGUGUUUUCAUGUUCAGUUCAGUGAUAGCUAAUCCUAACUCUUCUCCCAGCCCUGUAGACACUGGUCUCUCUAAAUACAUUUCUAAAAACAAAACAAAGUUAUUAAAAAACCUUUCUUUUGUGUUGUGAAACACUCACAUAGUCCCCUUGAAACCUUCAUGAAUGACUGCUAAUUAUGUUCAUUCCUCUGCAGACAAAAUCAUUUACAAGGGGGCUAGAGAGAACAUAGCACCCUCACACGGGCAGUGUGAUUUUUUUUUUUCUCUAACCUGGGCAUCUGUCAGCUUCUCAUGGUCAGAUUAGUCCAGGUUGACCCGUCUGGACCACCCUUCCGUGCAUCUGCAUUGGAAGCCUUAGCAGGAACCAGACUGGCUUGCUGUAGCAGCUUCCCUGUGAAUCCCCACCAAGCUGUCACAGCCCCCAACACUGCCACUCUCUUCUGUAAGGAAGCCAUCCCACUCCUUUGUCGGUCCAGUUUCCCUCCUCACUACCCUGUGUUUGAAAGAUCAAUUGCAAAGACCCGGGGAACAUUGUUCAGCUUUCAGAUUAAGUAAGCCUGGCACUCACCUAUGAGAAGCCACAGUCCAGCCUGCCUAACCCUCAGCACGUUCUCCUGGCCUGCUUGGGGGCAGAGGCUCAUCUGGUGACCUGGUUUCUGCUCGUGCUAACUCUGCACACACGAGUUGUCCACUGUUUUGAGAAGUCUGGAGCUCUCUGGCUCUGCCCCAGCAGCAACCUGCUGUUGAUUUACAGCACAGGGUUUUGUUUGAAAGAGCCUUAUUAGAAAAUAUGUCUUUCAUUUACUUUCUCAAGUAUUUAUAUUCUUUGCUUGCUUACUUUGCUGGAUGGUAGCUUAGUCGGAAGUGCCAGCAUAUGGCAUUCAGAUAGAGCAGGCUGUGUUCAGGACAGCUUCCGGCAUUUACUUUAACCCUUAUAUAAUUUAUUUCUAUUUUGUGCAUACUAUAGUCCUGUGCAUAUGUAGUUGAACACGCAAUGGGCUAAAUGUCUCUCUUUGUGGAUGUGUGGCCUAAAACUAUGAAUGUCAGAGCAAAGAACAGCUCUCUCUCUCUCUGACCAUCGCCCACGAUUUGUUUGCUUCUGUGUUUAUCUAGCCUCCUGCACUGUUACUUUGAAACAAGAAGUUUUGCCUUUUGGGGGCUCUUCUCAUGUGUCCAGUCUGGCAUGUCAGAGGACACUUAGCCUGUGACUGUGUCCUUUUACAAAGUUUACUUCAUCUGCAGUAAAUUCAACUGCUUCAAGGACUCUCGCAGGGGGAUGGACUUGGAAAAAGGCAAUCGAGCGCUUGCUCUCCUUGCUCUCUUUGGUAUAGACUGUUUUGACCUGGGUCCAAUCAAAACCACAAGGACAGGCAGAAUAUCAAGCCAAGAAAGAAGUGAAAUGAAACGUGAACAUAACCGUUUAUGCUACCCCUUUCUGUUUGCUGUCGUUGGUUGCUUUACUGUGCAUAUCGUUGUUUUCAAUGCAAUGCUUGUUAAAUAAAUAUUGUGAACUAUUUUGUAAAUGAAAUGUAUUAUGUCGAAAGCUGUCAGCAGCUGUCAAAAAAAAUAAGCUUUUGUUGUGAAAGAAAAAAAUGUGUUAGAUAAAACAAAGCAAAAAGCCAAAAAAAGAAAAAAAAAAGAAAAAAAAACCAAACCCACCUUGUUUUCAUAUAUAUAGCACCUAUUUGAAUAUACUCUUUCUUUAAUAUUUCUUUUAGCAUCACCAUUUCAGUGCUGUAGAGGGAUCUCCCUGUCACGUUUUGUCAUGGUAAUAGCUUGCUAAGAAGUAAGUGAUGAGAGUACCAAGUGGGAGGUGGUGAGGGGCUUGGAAUACUUGCUGCCAAGCUUCGCAGAGUGUGAGAGGCUCUGUUCACUGCUGGCCCUCACCCCCACUUCUCUACAACCAUUGCCUGCUCUGAGUCAUCCUUACUACCGCAAGCUGCACCUGGGGUCACUCUCAGAACGUUUGGACGAUUGUGUGUCAUAGGCAGAAAAAGGAGUUGAUGGAAAAUGGACUCUUCAAAACUGACAUGUUCGGUAUCAGUGCUAGAGGGAACAGAUUGUGAAUUUUGUUUACAGCAUCCAAUAUUUGGAUUUUUGGUUUUGUAAAUAAAAAGAAGUUAUUUUUUUCUAUUGA